AAAUAAUGACAGGCGACUUGUUUUUAUAUUCCUGAGAUCAUCGGGUCUGAUUAUGAGGAUUUGAGAUUUCCUGUAGGUGGCAGCAAUGCAACAAUUUUGGAUGACGGCUGCCGUCAAACCUCAGAAGAAGAAGAAAAAGUAGCUUUCCGACGUUGCUGCACGGGCCAAAAUGGCGCCGUCGCCUUCCAACGACCUCUUCUGCUAUUGGCUCGUCUAUAUGUUUGGGUCGUUUUUAUUGGUUUAUUGCUGCUCUAUUUUGACGAGCGGUGCGUUCGAGCUGUGUUGUCGCAUGUGAGGGAGUUGUCAAUAAAAUAUUUACCACGGUCACGAUGGCUGACAGUUCCGACACGAGCGGUCAGAGUCGAGAUGAACAAGGCAAUGGGGAAGGCGAAGGUGGCGUUGACUUGGAUAGCGAUGCUGGAGGUGGUUUGACUGAAGCCCAGAGAGAGGUGAUGGAGAGAUGUCUCCAUGUGCUUAAAGAUGCUAGAAACGACAGUCACACAUUAGCAGCUCUUCUGAUGAUUACCAGACUGUGCCCAGCAAGCCGACUAGACAGGCCCACGUUAAGGCGCAUCUUUGAGGCAGUGGGACUCAACCUACCCGCUCGACUCCUGGUGACCGCAGUCCGAGGGGGUGAUCGUUCUGAUUCCCCGCCCCAGGAACUGCUCUCCCUGGGCACAGCUCUGUUGGCUGCUCUGAGCACAGAGCCAGACAUGGCCUCACAUCCUCAGCUUCUAACCACCGUCCCGCUCCUGCUGGGCUUCGUAGCCGACGGUCCCGUGUCAGACCAGCAGAAGCAGGCGCAGAGUGAAGCUGCAGAGACGGGGGGUGGUUCUGAUUAUAAAGACCAGUCAGCAGAGAGUGCAGCGGCUUCCAGGCUGGAUGAGGACAUGGCCGCUGACUGCUACCAGGUUCUGACAGCUGUGUGCGCUCUACCCAGAGGUCCUGACCAGCUGCUGAGUAGGGGGGCAGUUCCUGCUUUGUGCCACGCAGUGGAACAGAACCAGACUCUGAGCCACGACAGGGGCCUUGCUUUGCUCGCUUGCCUCCUUCUAGGUGAGACAAAAGAAAAAGCGUGGCGCAAACACCCUGCAGAACUCCUCGCUCUACUGGUCAGGCUCUCCAAAGACUUCUGCCAGUCCAAAGACCAAGCUAGGCUGGACAUGUGUUCCCAGUUGGCGCAGUUCCUUCCCCCAGUUGGAGCCCAGGUAGAGACUGAGAAGCUGAAGGAAGUCGUGAGCCGUCUGUGGGGAGCGUUAAGACCCAUGGUACAGGCGAAGUUGACACCAAAACAGAUUGGGCCAAUCCUGGUCCUCUGUGCAUGUCUGCUGGAUUUCUAUGGCUGGGAUGUGGUGGGACCUCCAAAGUUCUGCUGCUUACUGGUGAAUCGGGCCUGUGUGGAGGUCAGAAUGGGUUUGGAGGAACCACCUGGUGACCAGCUGAGCCCAGAACUACAGCACACACUCACAGGCUGUUACAGAAUCAUGGAGGCGGCCAUAGAGCAGGCCUGCAGUCAAGGGCUGCCAUCAGCACCUGCAUCUCCUCACAUGUCUUCACUCAGUCUGCAGCAGAGCAGGCAGGUGCUUGGAGUGUUGGAGGAGGCCUUCUCUGCUGUAAUCUACCACCUGCAACAUGUCGAUGCUAGCCGCUAUGAUGACCCUUUCAUCUUCGCCACAUUCCGCUGUCUGUGCUCGUGGCUGGCCGAGGAGACGUCCUGCUUGAAGGAGGAGGUGACCGGCCUGCUGCCGUUUUUAAUUGGCUACAGCCGCAGCCACCUGCAAGGCGAGAGCCUAGAGCAGGGCCUCUCUGAGUGGAUGGCCUCAGUGUCUGUGGGUGAGGACAGAGGGUCCUGGACGGGCAGAGAAGCUCUAAGGUAUCUUCUACCCGCUUUGUGCCACCUGUCCGCGGAGGAAGGUCCAAGGAAGGCGCUGCUCACCCUCGACACCCCGGCGCUGCUGGUGGACUUUCUGUCACAGAGGUGGACUUCCCUCAAAGGGAAAAGUGGGGGUGGAGCCAGAGAUCCCAGCAUGGAGACAGCCUGCUCAGCUUUGCUCAACUUCACUGUCACGGAGCCAGAAAGAGUCAGAAAGGACCCAUGUUUCAGAAAACUGGAGGCCCUUCUGAGUGACGCUCUUCCAGUUUUGGUGUAUAAAUCUCACCUGCUGGUCCUGGCAGCAAAUUACUGCACACUGGGGCUUAUGAUGGGUCGACUCAAAUCAUCUCAAUCAGAAUGGGUUGAGGCUAGCCAGAGGCGCUUCUUUUCCACAGCUCUCCGGUUCCUCCGCAGCGCCCUGGACUCCAGCUCCAGCCCAGCCCCAGUAAUGGUGAGCCACAGCUGGGAGGAGAGCUGGGAGGAGGCCGCGGAGCUCUGGAGGUUGGGUGUCCAGGCUCUGGGAGGCUGCGUCCGCGCUCAGCCCUGGGUCGUCACGCUGGUCCGAGAGGAGGGUUGGCUCAAACACACCCUGGCCAUGCUGGCUCAGUGCAGCGCGCUACCCGAGCAGCACACGCAGGAUGCGCUGGAGGAAGCUCUGUGUGCUGUGGCGGAACAAUGCCCUCUCUGUAAACAGGAAGUCAGAGACAUGAUGGUGAAGAAUGAGAGAGGAGUGUUGAACCAUAUGAGGAACCUGAAGAAGUCAGUGGGAGCUGAAAAAUGUUAAUGCUGGAAUGUAUAGUCAUUUAAUAAACUAAUGCAAGUGGGGAAA
Molecule: messenger RNA, 2702 nt
Organism: Betta splendens (Siamese fighting fish)
Lineage: Eukaryota; Metazoa; Chordata; Actinopteri; Anabantiformes; Osphronemidae
Gene: ncdn
Product: neurochondrin
Exons: 8
Coding region: 330-2657 (775 amino acids)
Biological process (GO): regulation of neuronal synaptic plasticity; neuron projection development
Cellular component (GO): dendrite
Source: RefSeq, a predicted model, not a curated record